Molecule: messenger RNA, 1447 nt
Organism: Saccoglossus kowalevskii
Lineage: Eukaryota; Metazoa; Hemichordata; Enteropneusta; Harrimaniidae
Product: large ribosomal subunit protein uL29m-like
Biological process (GO): mitochondrial translation
Cellular component (GO): mitochondrial large ribosomal subunit; mitochondrial ribosome
Molecular function (GO): structural constituent of ribosome
Source: RefSeq, a predicted model, not a curated record
GCGUCCAUAGCCACGAGAAUCCUCGUUUCCCAGAAAUUCAACAUAACACAGCUUUGCCGGGCAUUCUCGACGUUAGUGACGACAAAAAACUCAUUUUUUAGACACAGGCCAGCACAUACAGGUGUGCUGUCAUUUACAAGUUUUCAUACUACCUUCCAGAAUAAUGGAUUAGAAGAAUUUUUUGAAGAAAAAAAGAAAAUUGGGGAAAUUGAAGUGAAAUCAGGACGAUCAUGGGAAUUGGGUGAACUUAGAAUUAAAGACAGUGUUACAUUACAUAAAUUGUGGUAUGUACUUCUCAAAGAAAAGAACAUGUUGUUGACAAUGAAGUUGGAAGCAAAAAGGAAGAAGACAUUCAUGCCUAGUCCAGAAAGAAUAGAAAAGGUUGAAGAGUCUAUGGAGAGGCUAAUGCAGGUGGUUGAAGAAAGAAACUGUGCAGUCCGUGAGUUAAAGACGGGUCAAAGAGAAGUAGCACCAAAGAUAUACACAUAUAACAUGUUUGGAGAAAAGGUGUGGAGAAGAUUAAAAGAGUGGCCUAUACCAUAUCACAUGAACAGAAAGGUUCAACAUGAAAGGUACUCCUACUAUCCACUGGUUGUACCGUUCAUCCGACGGAGAAAGGAACUCGAACGCAAGAAGCUACGAGUGAAAGCUGUAAAAGAAAAAGCUUACAAAAGACGUUUGAAGCUGAAAUUUCCACAUGCAGAUAUAGAAAUUUGAUCUUUCAAUAGCUUUAGCACUGGGAUAUUCAGUGGAGCAGUUUCUAUGUAUAUUUAUAUAGUACAUGUAGGUGUGGAUGUAAUGAAAAUGGAUCCUCUUUAUAAUGCCAAUGUUUCGUUCAAAUACCGACCAAACUUUGAUCCCUGUUUCAUAGUAUUGUUGCCAAAAACUAUGGGUGAAAUAUGUACAACAAAAAGCAUAAACAAAGACUGAGACAGAAAUUUUCACAUGGUGAUAUAUAAAUUUGAGCUUUCAAUAUUUUUAGAACUGGGAUAUUCAGAAGAGUGUUCAAUAUAGUGUUUUCCCGUUCAAAAAAUGGUGCAACUUUGUUCCAGUAAUUUUCACUGUAUUCAGUCUUAAAAUUGAACCAAACAAAAAUGUGCCACUGCUUAUAGAUCUCCAAGAUCUUUAGACCCAGACAGAACUUUGCAUUAAAUCUUGUUUUACACCAUUCUCUUUUCUUUAGUUACUGCCAUUGGUGUAAUGUUACUCGUAAAUAAGCACCCAUUGUCAACAUAAAUAAAUCUCAGAAGGGGGGAAUGUGUUUGACCUGCAUUUCGAUUGUUUGGGGGAUCUACUAUCCCGUUUUCUAUUGUUCCUGCGACCCCCUCCCCCUUCUUUGAUUUGAUAUGCCCAUAAAUCCUGUUUGUUACAAUUACUACAUGUAUAAAGUAAAAUAUGGAUGGAUGGUUUUAUUGUUUCAAUAAUACAGUCAGUUACUGUUUUAAAA